Molecule: messenger RNA, 1014 nt
Organism: Recurvomyces mirabilis
Lineage: Eukaryota; Fungi; Ascomycota; Dothideomycetes; Mycosphaerellales; Teratosphaeriaceae
Product: glycerol-3-phosphate dehydrogenase
Exons: 5
Coding region: 1-1014 (337 amino acids)
Biological process (GO): glycolytic process; glucose metabolic process
Cellular component (GO): cytosol
Molecular function (GO): NAD binding; glyceraldehyde-3-phosphate dehydrogenase (NAD+) (phosphorylating) activity; NADP binding
Source: RefSeq, a predicted model, not a curated record
AUGGUCGUCAAGGUCGGCAUCAACGGUUUCGGCCGCAUUGGUCGUAUUGUCUUCCGCAAUGCCAUCGAGCACAAGGACAUCGACAUCGUCGCUGUGAACGAUCCCUUCAUUGAGCCACACUACGCUGCGUACAUGCUCAAGUAUGACAGCACCCACGGCGUAUUCAAGGGUGACAUCGAGGUCUCCGGCAAGGACUUGAAGAUCAAUGGCAAGACCGUCACCUUCUACACCGAGAAGGACCCCGCCAGCAUCCCAUGGAGCGACACCGGCGCCUACUACGUCGUCGAGUCCACCGGUGUCUUCACCACCACCGAGAAGGCCUCCGCCCACUUGAAGGGUGGCGCCAAGAAGGUCGUUAUCUCCGCUCCAUCCGCCGACGCACCAAUGUACGUCAUGGGUGUGAACGAGAAGACCUACGAGGGCAAGGACAACGUCGUCUCCAACGCUUCGUGCACAACCAACUGCUUGGCUCCUCUCGCCAAGGUCAUCCACGACAAGUACACCAUCAUUGAGGGCCUGAUGACCACCAUCCACUCUUACACCGCUACCCAGAAGACUGUCGAUGGUCCCUCCGGCAAGGACUGGCGUGGUGGCCGUGCUGCGGCGCAGAACAUCAUUCCUUCUUCCACUGGUGCUGCCAAGGCUGUCGGCAAGGUUAUCCCAGACCUCAACGGCAAGCUUACCGGCAUGUCCAUGCGUGUCCCGACCAGCAAUGUCUCUGUUGUUGACUUGACCUGCCGCAUCGAGACUGGUGCCACGUACGAUGAGAUCAAGGAGACCAUGAAGGCUGCCGCCAACGGCGAGAUGAAGGGCAUACUCGCCUACACCGAGGACGAAAUCGUCUCCUCUGACCUCAACGGCAAUGAGCACAGCUCCAUCUUCGACGCCAAGGCCGGUAUUAGCUUGAACAAGAACUUCGUCAAGUUGGUCAGCUGGUACGACAACGAGUGGGGUUACUCCCGCCGUGUCCUUGAUCUCCUCAGCUACAUGGCCAAGGUUGAUGGUGCGCACUAA